AUGGCAUCUCCUACCAAUACCAACAAUGCCAAUGGUAAUGAUCUCGACACAAUGAUCUCUUCGCCUGCAGCGUUAUCCCCUAAACCUACAGCCCUUGCAUCUCCUCUUCCAAAUAUUACUCCUAUCAUGUCCUAUGAUAGCCUCGAAACUGCAUACAAUGCCGAUCCAUAUUCACUCCUCAACUCCAAAAAGGAAGAUGUUAGCAUUGCCACGCUUCGCACACAACAUCCAGACCAAAAACGAACACGAAAUGUCAAAAAGAUCAAGAGUUUUUAUAAUAGACAGAAUGCUUUGAUCGAUGCAUAUCUAGCGAGUAAUAAUGAAGAAGCUGCAGAGGUUGAAGAUGGAAUUCAAAAUGGUGGAAAGAUCAGAUUCGCUAUCUAUGCUAGUUCUACCGUCAACUUUUGCUUGUUCAUCAUACAAGUCUUUGCUGCCGUCUCAACUGGAAGUUUGGCACUGUUCGCUACUGCUGCGGAUGCUUUUAUGGAUUUGGUCAGUUCUAUAGUGAUGUUGAUCACUUCGCGGAUAGCCGCCAAACCCAACAUUACAAAGUUCCCGGUUGGUCGCAAAAGAGUCGAAACUGUGGGAAUCAUCCUCUUCUGCGCCCUCAUGACUACAGUCUCCGUCGAAUUGAUUAUCGAAUCGGCUCGAAGCUUAGCAGAUGGUCCAAAGGGGAACGAAACUCUCAAAACUAUUCCUCUAGUCUGCGUGGGUGUUGCUAUCUUUUCCAAGGCUGUCUUAUUCGUAUACUGCUUUACCCUACGUCGUUAUCCAACUUGCGCAAUCUUCAUGUUGGAUCAUCGGAAUGAUAUCGUGGUUAACAGUUUUGGCUUGAUUAUGUCCACUGUGGGUACUAAGUAUGCGAAAGUUUGGUUCUUGGAUCCAGCUGGUGCUAUCGCUAUUGCAUUCUUGAUCUUGUUUUCAUGGGCAUCAACUGCAUUCGAACACAUGUGGCUUUUAGUUGGCAAAAGUGCCCCACAAGAAUUUUUGAACAAGCUUGUGUAUGUUGCGGUUACACAUGAUCAUAGAAUCCUGAAGAUUGAUACUGCGAGAGCAUAUUCUGCUGGUGAGAAAUACUAUGUCGAAGUCGAUAUUAUCAUGGGGCAAGAAGAAACAUUGAAAGUCACGCAUGAUGUUUCCCAAACUCUACAAAGAAAGCUUGAGGGUUUGGCGGAUGUCGAAAGAGCCUUUGUGCAUGUCGAUUAUGAUGAUUUACAUGAUAUAUUUGAGGAACAUAAGCCACUUUAUGAAAUCCAAGGACCUAAAGUUCCAAUAUACGAGCGUGUGAGAGAAAGGUUCAAGAGACAACCCUUUGGAAGAGAAGGGGGUGAUGUCGCUAUCCCGACAUCUUGA
This is a messenger RNA of Sclerotinia sclerotiorum 1980 UF-70, 1353 nucleotides long. RefSeq lists its product as hypothetical. Lineage: Eukaryota; Fungi; Ascomycota; Leotiomycetes; Helotiales; Sclerotiniaceae. The record is from RefSeq and is a predicted model, not a curated record. Gene Ontology annotation, biological process: transmembrane transport; monoatomic cation transport. The coding region runs from base 1 to 1353 and encodes 450 amino acids. Gene Ontology annotation, molecular function: monoatomic cation transmembrane transporter activity. The transcript has 5 exons. Gene Ontology annotation, cellular component: membrane.